AUGUCUUCCGCUCAACAACGUUUGACCCAGGUGGCUUCCCACUUCGGUGGCAAGAAGGGUGUUGCUGCCAUCACCGAGAAACACCCGGAUGAUAUUGUUGUCACAUGCGCUCUGCGUACCGCCCUCACCAAGGGUGGAAAGGGUGCCUUCAAGGAUACUGCUGCUGCCGACCUGCUGGCGGGUGUUUUCAAGGCCGUGAUCGACAAGAGUGGUAUUGAUACUAAGCUCGUUGAUGACGUUGCUGUUGGCUCCGUUCUCGCUCCCGGUGGCGGUGCCACCGAGUUCAGGGCGGCCGCCCUGGUGGCUGGCUUCCCGGAGACGACGUCUGUCAGGAGCUUGAACCGUCAAUGCUCCAGUGGUCUGCAGGCCGUUGUGGAUAUUGCCAAUGCAAUUAAGUCGGGGAUGAUUGACGUGGGCAUCGGUGCGGGUGUGGAGAGCAUGUCCUCUCAAUAUGGUCCCGGUGCGGUGACCGAAUUCUCCGAGCUGCUUGAGAACCACCCCGAAUCGGCCAACUGCAAGGUUCCCAUGGGUGUUCUCUCCGAGCAGAUGGCCAAGGAUAGGAAGGUCACUCGAACCGCCCAGGAUGCCUUCGCUGCUUCCUCCUACCAGAAGGCUGUCAAGGCCCAGAAGGCAGGGCUUUUCGAAGAAGAGAUUGCCCCUCUGCAGGUGAAGUGGACCCACCCUAAGACCGGCGAGGAGAAGACCAUCACGGUCAAGGCCGACGAUGGCAUCCGUGAGGGCAUGACUCCCGAGUCCCUCGGUAAGAUCCGCCCUGCCUUCGCCAAGGAUGGUUCGAUCCAUGCCGGCAACGCAUCCCAGAUCUCCGACGGCGCCGCCGCUGUCUUGUUGAUGAAGCGAUCGACUGCCGAGCGCCUGGGCCAGAAGAUCAUUGGUAAAUAUGUGACUGCCAGUGUGGUGGGCGUGAAGCCCCUGCUCAUGGGUAUUGGGCCCUGGAAGGCCAUCCCCGUGGCUCUUGAGAAGGCCGGCAUCACUAAGGAUGAUGUGGACAUCUACGAGAUCAACGAGGCCUUCGCGUCUCAGUGUGUGUGGUGUGUCAAUGAGCUGGGCCUGCCCCAGGAGAAGAUCAACCCCAAGGGAGGUGCCAUUGCUUUUGGACACCCUCUUGGCUGCACGGGUUCGCGCCAGGUCAGCACGUUGCUGACAGAGCUGAAGCGCACCAACAAGAAGAUCGGUGUCACCAGCAUGUGCGUUGGCACCGGUAUGGGUAUGGCUGCUGUCUGGGUUCGCGAGUAG
Aspergillus tanneri is the source of this 1254-nucleotide messenger RNA. RefSeq names its product 3-ketoacyl-coA thiolase peroxisomal A precursor (gene POT1). Gene Ontology annotation, molecular function: acetyl-CoA C-acyltransferase activity. The record is from RefSeq and is a predicted model, not a curated record. Bases 1 to 1254 code for a protein of 417 amino acids. Gene Ontology annotation, cellular component: peroxisome. NCBI's taxonomy places the organism in Eukaryota, Fungi, Ascomycota, Eurotiomycetes, Eurotiales, Aspergillaceae. Gene Ontology annotation, biological process: fatty acid beta-oxidation; phenylacetate catabolic process. The transcript is spliced from 3 exons.